AUGUUCCGUUUUAGCAUUGUCUUACUUCAGGAUAGUCUUUGGUCUUUGCAUUUACUUACCGUGAUGGCAAAGUGGGGUGAGGGUGAUCCGCGAUGGAUUGUGGAAGAACGUCCGGAUGCCGUCAAUGUGAACAAUUGGCACUGGACAGAGAAAAAUGCAACGCCUUGGUCGAAACAACGCCUAAAAGAACUGCUGGAAGGACAGAAGUAUGAAAGUGGCUCGACUGUCGUCAUAUUUAAGGAGCUCAAGAAAUUAGACGGCGAGGCGACGGCAAAUAAUCGGAAAGCUAAAUUAAUUUUCCUCUUCGAGUGGCUUAUUGAAUUAAGUUUUGAAGUAAAAGUUGCUGGUUCGGACAUCGAUUACGAAGGACAUGUUGAAAUACCGAAUUUAAGCGAUGAAAAUGAAGCUGAUGAAGUAGAUAUAACUCCAUCAGUAACUACCAGUGGACCUCACGAAGACCGAGUAAGACAUCUUCUGAAUAAUGAGGUGGCUGCAUUCUUACGUAAGCAGUUAGCUGUUUAUAUUCGAGAACUGAAAGAAGAAUUCAGCAAAGGCUUGAUAUUACCAACUGAUCGCACAAAGCCGCAAGUGGUUUCGAAGGGCAAAACAAACAUUGGGAAGCAAUAUGUUGACAAGAAGGCAUUCCAAAAUCAUGUGGUAACCAGUGCUGACAACGAUCUCACGAAGACUACACCAGUCAGCAUCGAUGUUAAAAGUUUAUCGUUUAUGGAGUCAUUUAAAGUUCAGCCAGAUCAAUUGUGGGAAGUACUCACAGAAGUUGAGAUGGUAAAGAAAUGGUCGAACAAUGAUGCAAAGCUUGAUCUCAGACCUCAAGGCGCAUUUGCAUUAUUUGGUGGCAUGGUUACGGGUGAAUUCGUUGAAAUUGAGCGCUGCAAAGAACUUGCAAUGAAAUGGCGCUUAAAAACUUAUCCACCGGGAUGUUUUGCAAAUGUUACCUUCAGAUUAAAGGACGAGAGAGAUAGUACAACACUAGAAGUGGAUGUAACAGGCAUCCCAUCGACUGAAUAUGAAAAUACUGAGAACGGUCUGCAUCGUUUUUACAUACAGAACAUAAUGAGGACAUUUGGAUUUGGAGCGCAUAUCUUCUGAAGUUUGUGCUUUAGCAGCUUUUAAAUGAUCAUCUUAUUAACUAUUACGUCAUGGAUUUUUUAUUUUUCUCAAUUCAUUUUUUUAGAAUAUUAUUCAGUUUUCUCCAAAAUCCAGUCUUGAAGUUGAUUCUACAUACAUUACAUACAUUCUUAUAAUGUUAAAGCUGCAAACUUUUUAUGGAUCUUUCGUAUGUUUAUGCAGGAGAUGGAUAUAAAUCUGUUGUUCGGAUUCAUGACAAUAAAAGUAUCGCCG
Messenger RNA from Loa loa (African eye worm), 1362 nucleotides. RefSeq lists its product as hypothetical. Bases 1 to 1110 code for a protein of 369 amino acids. The transcript has 9 exons. The record is from RefSeq and is a predicted model, not a curated record. Gene Ontology annotation, cellular component: cytosol. NCBI's taxonomy places the organism in Eukaryota, Metazoa, Nematoda, Chromadorea, Rhabditida, Onchocercidae. Gene Ontology annotation, molecular function: ATPase activator activity; protein-folding chaperone binding. Gene Ontology annotation, biological process: positive regulation of ATP-dependent activity; protein folding.